Messenger RNA from Owenia fusiformis, 2655 nucleotides. The record is from the annotation of a GenBank genome assembly. NCBI's taxonomy places the organism in Eukaryota, Metazoa, Annelida, Polychaeta, Sabellida, Oweniidae.
AUGGAUUGGUUAAAACCAAACGCUCGGUCACAGAAUGGUAGACACACACACCACACCCCAAGGUGCAUGAAAUGUGCUAUGAAGGAACACGCCGAAAAAGAACGACGUGCGAAACUUGCGAAAAGUUGGGAAGUUCCAAAAGUUCCUAUGUUGAAUAAUUCUCGAGCGGCUGAGGAUAAUUGUAUUAAUAAAGGAACGUUAUAUGAAGAGAAUGUGACUGAAAAUCUGAGUAAACUUACGGAUGACUCUCCCAUAUUACCACCUUUGAAGACAUCCCCGAGAAUGGAGAUUAUAAUAAACGAUACCCAACUUGAAAACGAGAAACGGGUGAUCCGGAAAUAUAACAGAAGGCAGCGACCAGAAUCAAAAUAUGAAAGUGACGAUUUAAUUUUCCCCAGUGCUUACAAAUCAUUUUUAGAUGAGCCCGGACAGAAAAAUAAGUACAUGUAUAAAAUGUAUUUAGAAGAAGUCAAAGCCCGCCAUAGAGAUGCCCCAGUGCCCUCUGUGGCAGUUUCCGGAAGUAGAAUAACUAUUCCAAGUGGGUGCUCCGAAGACGUCCCUUUCCAAGAUGAACUAUAUCCCGAAGGUCACAACUGUGAUUUGACAGGGAAAAGAACUUGUAAACAAUGUAUUGAACACCGAGAUAAGGCUUUUGCGAAGGAGCACGAACAACAACUCAUAGACGCUGCAAUGAAUGGUGAUAAGCCUUCGAGACAUUCUUAUAACCCUUCGCCUUUUCAGAGGGUUAGAAACAGACGUAUAAAUAAUGCUAAAACUAUAGAGCCAACAUAUGUUGGCAAAAAGAAUAACUACAUUGCGUUUCCUGGAAUGACGUCUAAUAUCAAACGUCGUUUAAGUUUAUCCGUGAAGCGUGAAGUUGGAGAGGAUGACAAGAACGGAUGUAUACAACAGUAGUAUUAGAUAUUCUGAGGAUUAUCAUAUAGACAUAUACAUGUACAAUCCCCGCAAAAAGUAUGCAACGGGAAAUCCCCCUUUUGACGAUCUGUUAGACUCUUUAAAUUUAGCAAAUGUUUUAUUUUGAGACCUAUUAUAAAUUAGUGAUAAAAUUAUUUGCUUUAAUACGUUAUCCAACAUGGUCUUGCGGUUGCUAAACUUUGGCAUAUUUUGGAAUAUUAUCAUAUAACAUGUGUUACUCAGUUUUUUUAUUGAAUAAUCUAUUCAUCAAUUUCUUAGAAAGUAUUUGUUAUUAGAAUCAAAUUGAUUGAUUAUAUGCUUUUUAUGUCACCGCAAGAAGUGGUCGUGGUGACAAAUUGUUAUGGUCUCCAACUUUCUUGUGGACGGUAUUCAGCGUCUGUAAAAAUGGCAGGUUAGUACUUUGUACAGGGUUGGCCAAAAAUGUUAUUGAUUCACUAAAUGUAGUAACUCAUUCAUUAUUGGCAUUAUUUGGGAUUGGCUAAGAGCUGAUGCGCAAGUUUUUGUCCACAUAAGUGGUUUUCAUGUACGUUUCUGUGUUCUUGGUGGCUAAAACCAUUAAUACGGAAUAAAUCUUGCAUCAAUUCUCAGUCAUCUCAGACACUUUGAGACCAAUCAUGCCAAUAAUGAUUUUUUUCCAAAAUCAAAAAUAAUGAAUGAGUUAUUACACUUUAAAAUCAGUAACAUUUUUUGGCCCAACCUAUAUAUAUUCUAAGAGCAUUUCAUCAUUAUUAGUGGAAAAUCAACAUUGACAUUAAUUAUCAUAAAACGAAAUAUUAACAUCGUUCUACUUUUGUUUUUCCAUUUGUUUUGUUAAGUAGAAGUCAAAUAUCAACCAACCAAUGUGCAAGAUUAAAGUGUGAAGUAGAAUAGAGUAGGCUAUAAUGCCUGGUAAAUAAUAAACACAAUUCAGUGAAUUCACAGGUAGUCUGCACCUAUUACGUUCUUGCCAAUCAGAAUGCAUUUUUACCGAUACAAUAUACGUAUAAUAAAAAAUAUUUAUCUGAAAUGUCAUUUCCUUGUUUUUAUUUUGUCCAAGUGUCAGUAUUAAUCAAAUUCAGCAACUGGUACUUACAAAUGUUUCCCAGAGUUGAAAUAUAUGUCACGUGAGAAAGGAAUUAGUGCAAAAAAUUUAGUGCAAUUUUUUUUUCAAAAUCCUGCCGCAGCGGCUGGAAAGGACCACGGAAAAUAUAUAGAUUCCAGACAAUCAUAUGUUGGAUUAUGGCUUUUUUCUGAAAAUUUAAACGGGUACAUUAUGGCAGGCCAAUGAAUUACCUCCAAGAAAUGAAAUAAUUUGGAGUUUCAGACAGGGAAGGUGCACCAACAUGUUUUACCUGAAAUGCAGCGAUACUUUUUGUGGUCCUUUGAGAAAACCACUACUUGUCUUAGGAAACGUUGCUUCAGCUGGCUUUAGCCAAGUGUGCUCAGUAACAGUCAAGACACCGACGUUUUAUUUUCAUUUCUUUAAUUGUUGCACGGUAAAGCCACACAAAACAAGUCGUUUAUUAUUGCAGUGAAAUUAGAGAGAUACAUUCCUCUCUGAUACUUUAUAACCGAAAGAUCAUUUUCACAUUUUGAGGAUUAACUAGAUUUAGAUUUAAAGACAAACGGGUAUAUAUUCGAGGUACGUGUACAAGGCCAUGGAUAUACCAGCUCCUAGUUGUUGAGCAUAACAGCGUUUAUCCAUGGGACGAAUGAUGUCACCCUCUGUCCUAUGCCCGG